Molecule: messenger RNA, 1501 nt
Organism: Colletotrichum destructivum
Lineage: Eukaryota; Fungi; Ascomycota; Sordariomycetes; Glomerellales; Glomerellaceae
Product: Putative class II aldolase/adducin
Exons: 3
Coding region: 395-1501 (368 amino acids)
Cellular component (GO): cytoskeleton
Molecular function (GO): actin filament binding
Source: RefSeq, a predicted model, not a curated record
GUUGACCAAGAGGCGCCAGGCAAAGCUGCUCAAUUAUUCCGGUCCUUUCAGCUGCCGAGUGGAAGACACGGACAACCGAUAGUCGAGAACGACUGGCUGCGAUCCGGCACCGGUACGAACCUCAUGGACAGCACGGGUUGAUUGCUCCCGAAUCAUCCGGAUUGCAAAGUGAUCUGGGAAGCGCGCCAACACUGGCAUCAGAGCCGGCGUGGUAAACAUCGGAGCCGCUCCGAUGCCGGAAAGCAUCGACACUCGGCGCGGGGGGUGCGCUAACAGAGCGACUCACAGGCGGGUCAUGAGCGAAAUGGAUGAUAGAUGGAGAGAGGGGAGGGGGGUUUCCGAGGAAUGGCGACAUUCCGUGUGCUUAUCCGCGUCCCUCUGAGACGCGGAUCCGAUGCGGAGUAGCCGCCACCCCCGUCGUUCUACCACCAGGAUCUCUGAGGCGUCCACUGCCGUCCAGUCAAGAGCCCGCCGUUACUCACGGCUUCUAAGAAUACCUGGACAAGAUCUUCCCGAGCAGAAGACAAUCUACACGCAACUAUCACAUCUCUCAAGCCUCCCUGGCAACACUCAUAAGAGACCUGCAGAACAAAACAUGUCAACCACUACAACAGUGACGGCCUCCGCCCCCGCACCGGCACCGGCACCGGCACCAGCGCAGCUGGGCUCGGCGCUGGACUCUGGAAGGGAGGGAAGCGGCAAGGUCAAGAGACUUCAUCAGAUCCCGGUCCCCGAGACAAAAGAGGCGGCCCGACAAUGGCAGCUUGAGCAGAUGGCCGCCGCAUUCCGCAUCUUUGCCAAGCUGGGCUUCUCGGACGGAAGCAGUGGCCACAUCAGCCUGAGAGAUCCCGUCAGACCAGACACGUUCUGGAUCAACCCGUACGGCGUCCACUUUGGCGUGCUCAAGGUGUCCGACAUGGUCCACAUCGAUGAGGACGGCAACCGCAUCGGCGGCGCCGACAAGCCGGUCAACACGGCGGGAUUCACCAUUCACUCCGUGCUGCACAAGAGACGGCCGGAUAUCAACGCCGCCUGCCACAUGCACAGCCCAUACGGCCGCGCAUGGAGCACAUUCGGACGGCCCAUUGAGAUGUUAAACCAGGACUCCUGCAUGUUCUACAACGACCUCUCGGUCUACGCCGGCUUCGGCGGCGUCGUGCUGGCCAAGGAGGAGGGCGAGCACAUCGCCGAGGCGCUGGGCCCGACCAACAAGAACGUCAUCCUGCAGAACCACGGCCUCCUGACCGCCGGGGGCACCGUCGCGGAGGCGGCCGCCUACUUCAUCGCCCUCGAGCGGGCGUGCCAGACGCAGCUCUUGGUAGAGCAGGCCGCGGCGCCCGGGACGAACGGCGCCGCCGCCGGUCUGCGGAAGACCAUUGUCGGCCACGAGGAGGCCCAGUACACCAAGGACGGGACCGGCACGCCCGAGGUCAUGUACAUGCAGUUCGUGCCCGAGUACCAGAUGAUUCUGAAGGAGUCUGGGGGAGACUUUUUGUUGUAG